UGGUGAUUGUUUACAUUCAAGAAACGGCAGACAAAGAAUGGCGAGAGUUUGGCCGCACAGAGGUGAUUGAUAACACACUCAACCCUGACUUUGUCCGCAAGUUUGUACUUGACUAUUAUUUCGAGGAAAAGCAGAACCUGCGUUUCGAUGUUUACAAUGUGGAUUCCAAAACGUGCAACCUGCCCAAGAGUAAGGACUUCUUAGGCCAGGCCUUUGUGGCCUUGGGGGAGAUCAUUGGCUCCCAAAGAGGUCGCCUGGAACGGAACCUUACGGGAAUUCCAGGGAAGAAAUGUGGUGCCAUAGUGCUGUAUGCUGAAGAGCUCAGCAAUUGUCGGGACAUUGUCACCAUGCAGUUGUGUGCCAACAAGCUGGACAAGAAGGAUUUCUUUGGCAAAUCAGAUCCCUUCCUUGUUUUCUACCGCAGCAACGAAGACGGCACGUUCACCAUCUGCCACAAGACAGAGGUGGUGAAGAACAAUCUGAAUCCUGUGUGGCAACCGUUUUCCAUCCCUGUCCGCUCCUUGUGCAAUGGAGACUACGACAGGACCGUGAAAAUCGACGUCUAUGACUGGGACCGGGAUGGCAGGUUUCGAACCCUAGGAAGAAGUGCAAGAAAAAGAAGUACAUUAACUCGGGGACUGUAACCCUUCUGUCAUUCACAGUGCAGUCAGAAUUCACCUUUGUUGAUUACAUUCGAGGCGGGACGCAACUGAAUUUUACUGUCGCCAUUGACUUCACGGCCUCCAAUGGGAACCCUUCACAGCCCACUUCUCUUCAUUACAUGAGCCCUUAUCAACUCAGCUCCUAUGCCAUGGCACUGAAAGCAGUUGGCGAAAUCAUCCAGGAUUAUGACAGCGACAAACUUUUCCCUGCUUAUGGCUUUGGUGCCAAGGUCCCACCAGACGGCAAAGUGUCUCAUCAGUUCCCUUUGAACAAUAACCCAGACAAUCCCAACUGCGAGGGCAUCGAAGGAGUAUUGGAAUCCUACUUCCAAAGCCUACGGACCGUGCAGCUCUACGGACCCACCAACUUUGCACCUGUCAUCAACCAGGUGGCCUGUUUGGCUGCCCAGGUCACUGAUGGCUCUCAGUAUUAUGUUCUUCUCAUCGUCACCGAUGGAGUGAUUUCCGACAUGCUGCAGACUAAAGAAGCCAUUGUCAGUGCUUCUUCCUUGCCCAUGUCUGUCAUCAUCGUGGGAGUGGGCCCUGCUGAGUUUGGGGCUAUGGAAGAGCUGGAUGGAGAUGAAGUACGGGUCUCCUCCAGGGGCCGUUAUGCUGAGAGAGACAUUGUACAGUUUGUGCCCUUCCGAGACUACGUAGACCAUUCCGGCAACCACAUUUUAAGCAUGGCACGCCUGGCGAAAGAUGUCCUAGCUGAAAUCCCAGAGCAGCUGCUUUCAUACAUGAAGACCCGGGACAUCAAGCCUCUUUCUGCUAGACCACAGUAGCUCUGUCUUCUCCACAGCCUGAAGCCAAUGCAGAU
Thamnophis sirtalis is the source of this 1482-nucleotide messenger RNA. The record is from RefSeq and is a predicted model, not a curated record. NCBI's taxonomy places the organism in Eukaryota, Metazoa, Chordata, Lepidosauria, Squamata, Natricidae.